This is a messenger RNA of Brenthis ino (lesser marbled fritillary), 426 nucleotides long. NCBI's taxonomy places the organism in Eukaryota, Metazoa, Arthropoda, Insecta, Lepidoptera, Nymphalidae. The record is from the annotation of a GenBank genome assembly.
AUGAACCUCUUCAGAGGAAGGAGAGUAAUUGUUGUUGGAAGAUUAGAUAGUCCAGUGGCGCGACCACAUAUCUAUCGCCCACGAAGACUUAAUAGCCCUUAUAAAUCUAAAACUACAGUUCAAUCUAAAAUUGACCCAGAAUGGGUAAAAGGACUAGAGAAUCGCAGAGUUGAUGCAGAGACCAAGCUUGCAGAGGCUGCUCUUAUUAUGGCAGAGUCUACGCGAGCACAAGCCGAAGCAGCUAAGGUGCAAGCAGAUACGAUGCGAUCUCUUGUUGCGGGGCCGUUUACUGUAAUUGUCUAUAUGUUAUACAUAUAUAAUGCAUGGUGUAGACUGUACACAAAAUUAUUCGCUAUGGAGUUACGAGUACGUUGCGGUUUGCGAGUGGUUUUUCGAACAUGCGUCCUAAAAUUUUAUAUGAAUAUG